Molecule: messenger RNA, 4850 nt
Organism: Lingula anatina
Lineage: Eukaryota; Metazoa; Brachiopoda; Lingulata; Lingulida; Lingulidae
Product: heparan sulfate glucosamine 3-O-sulfotransferase 1
Molecular function (GO): [heparan sulfate]-glucosamine 3-sulfotransferase activity
Source: RefSeq, a predicted model, not a curated record
UCUUGUCCUCUAUGUCCUGCUGGUCAAAAGUACUUGUUUUUCAAAAGGAAACUUAUCCUUAACCCAAGUUGAGAAUUUGACAACCAAUAAAAAGUUUCCCACGAUGAAAGAUAAUCUCAUAUUAUUCACCAAUUUGUAUUUGGUGGUUAGAAUUGUAAUUGGUGUCGUUUAUCAGGGAAGAAUAUGCAAUAAAGGAUAGACCACUUCAUCUGUGAUAUAUGCUACAACCUCCUGCAUGAUUUAAAUUUUAUUUUUAUGUAGAAAAGGUUCAGACAUUUAUGAUGGAAGGUACAUGUAAUAAAAACAACCAUGUGCUCUGAUGGCAGUUAUUUUCCCUUAUCAUAUUGGAAACUUUCAAUAAGUAUAUGAGAUGUCAAUUUAUAAAUUACAAAGUGUCUUCAUUUUUGAAACAUUAGGGUAAAAGUGAUAAAGGAAGUCUUCAAUUUAGAAGAUUUGGGGAUAAAAUGCAGCAAUAUUUAUUUAAAAUCAAGCAAUAAAUUCUCAAAUUUAAUUUAUUAACCCAGUGGAUUUAAGGUCAAAUAUAACAGCCUAUUUCCUUACUUUCAAUUUUUUUGAUAAAAAUGGGCACAUUUUCCUAUGGGGAAGUAAUAAGGACUUCACUCUGGAACAAGCUCCAACAUUACAUUGUUCCAAGUAGAUUAAAUUUUAUACAUUAAAUGAUAUUCAGCGAGGAUAAAUAACAAGUGCAUUCUUUCACUGUUCUUAGUACAGGGUGAUAUAUUUACUUUUUAAGUAUGUGAUGUUAAGGACCCUGAUGUUAAGGACCCCACCCUGGUAACUUAGUUAUGACAAGGCUUCUCUUUAUACUGCUUCCUACUGAAACUUGGGCUCAAGGUCAGGGCAUGACUUCCCUUGCUUUAAAAUUGCAGUUUCAAAGAAAUUCCUGUUGAAAGCACCUAAGAGUUGCUAUAAUAUGAUGGCAGUAGUGGCCUCAUUUUUGCUACCACCUUGAACAUGCAACACUUUUGUCCUGUUUUGCCAAAGAGACUUAACGGUCAAAAUUUUAGUCAAAUUGGACAUGAGAUGAGCCAGAGAUAUUUGUAUCAGGUGAAAUAUUGCAAAGUUUUAUUAUAAGAAGGACAUAUAGAAAAUACGUACCAAAAGUGCUAUUUAGUGAACUAAAGUUUAUAAUGAACUGAAGAUGAUCAAAUUUUUGGUCUUAAAGUGUAGACCAAUAUGUGGGUGUAAGUUCUUUUGAGAGACGAAACCUAGGUGCAGAAAGAGGUGGGAUUAACUGCCAUUGUUGACCCUACCGAGGUGCUCACUAGGGCCUGAUUAAAACCAGCAGGAAACAUCUGCUUUUCUUGGAUGGGGCUGUAAUGACCCUCUUCCUUCUUGAAGUUCAGGUGGCCUUCACUUUGGCAUUGUUAGCUGAUGGCAGCCGUCAUUCAAUCUCAGAACAGGAAGAUUGUCUUGAAAAAAAGUAGCAAAAAGGAUGGAGACUUUUCGUGUAACAUAAGUUUCAUGUUUCUGAAUUGGAUUUGAUUGCAAUGACCAAAGCUGAGAUCAGACUGGAGUUCAUUAUUCUCAAGGUUUGGCAAACAUCACUGAAGGAACCAACCAGGAAACACAGCACAGGGGAAACAAGAACAUAGCUUAGUUGUAAUCCAAGCAAAAGAUCAUCAAUACAGACUACAAAGGAAUGGAAUUCUGGAUUUAUUAUCUUGUUGGCAAACAAGAUUUUUGUUCAGAAAGAAGACUUGCAGGGAGGAAAUGAGACUGGCAAGAUGUGAUGUGUCACAUAUGGACAUCUCUGAACAGUUUACAUACGUGAGACCUUAAUGUUAUCCAAACAUUAUCAAAUUGGUUUACAAGAAGUACAGAGACACAUGGUAUUUUGACUGAUAUUGCUGAUGCAUGACUGCCAAGAUGAAGAAAAAGAAGAGCAAAGGUCAGGGUCUGAGUGGUUGCACCAAGGUGCUCACACAGUCUCAGUCCAUACAGACAGAUGGCAAUAGCAUAGACUCAGUAAAAGCCUCUUCAAAGUUCUGCUCAUGUAGACAAAGAGUUCUUGCAAUAUUUUUGCUGAUUGGAAUUGUUUGCUGUUUUUGUAUCUAUGGAAUAUAUACCUCAAGUGGGGCACACCUAAAAAGUGACUUGUCCUCUUAUACUGAAAUGUCCAGCAAUACUCAACAUGAGACUCAGGGUGACUAUGACUUUGGAGUUGACUCCUAUCCUUUUCACUCAAGACACACCCAACGUCGCCUGCCCCAGUGCAUUAUCAUUGGGGUUCGUAAAGGAGGAACAAGGGCUCUGUUGAAUUUCUUGGACCUUCAUCCAGAUAUCCAAACUGCAGGCAGGGAAAUGCAUUUUUUCGAUGAGCCUGAUAGAUAUAAGCUGGGUUUGAACUGGUACCGAAAACGUAUGCCAUUUUCUUUUAGAAAUCAAAUCACUAUUGAGAAAACCCCUGCCUACUUUGUGGAAGAGCAUGUAGCUGGAAAAGUGCAUGAGAUGAACAGUAGCAUCAAACUUUUGCUGAUAUUGCGUGAUCCCGUAGAACGUAUGAUAUCUGACUACCUCCAGGUGCGCACGAACAAAGAGGAAAAAGGGAAAUCUUACCACAGAUUUGAAGACCUUGUCAUCGACAAAGAAACCGGUGGAAUCCGUGAAAGCUACACUCCAGUGCGGAGGUCUAAGUACCAUGUACACAUGGCCAGGUGGUUAAAGUACUUCUCUUUGGAUCAGUUUCUUCUAAUCAGCAGUGAGAGAUUUGCCGAGGAUCCAGUGACACAGCUCCAGAGAGUAGAGGCAUUUCUUGACAUUGAUCCUCAGUUCAAGAGAGAUAUGUUUGUGUACAAUGAGACAAAAGGGUUCUACUGUAUUCGGGAUGAGGAUGAGCAUGUUUGUUUAGGAGAAAGUAAAGGCCGCAAACACCCAAACAUUGACCCAGCAGUAUUAGCAAAACUACGUGCCUUCUUCAGACCUCAAAACAAGAAAUUUUACAGCUUGGUUGGAGUGAAUUUUGGAUGGCCGUAACAGUUCUUCUGCAGAGAUAAACCAUGUGUUGUUUACAUAUUAUAUUUUUUAUAUUCAAUAUUAGUGUAAAUGUAGCCAUAUACAGUGUAUUUAGAAGUAUGUAUCAAAAAUGCUCCCAACAAAAGUAUUAAAGGAAAUAUUUUCUGCACUUGCAAUAUCAAGAUUUGAGAAGUAAAUGGAGAUUUGUCAGUGUGUUGCCUUUUGAGACAAUCCUUUAUGUAUCUACUGCCAAACAGCAUGAAGAAAGAACAAAACGGAAUGCAGAGUUUGUAUGAUAAGGUUUGAAAAACUUUGCAUGAACUAAACUACGCAUUUAAUAGUGCCAGUUCUUUAUCUUGUUUUGGGAAACUAACCCAGCAAUAUUUAUCACGGAUCAUUUGAUAUUCCUAAAUAAGUGAAUGGGCCUUUGUUAACUGUCAAGUGCAAAUAGUGCUCUGUAAUAUCCAGUUUUGUCAACUAGUGCCAUAUACAUAAGUUAAUUUUAAUUUAGUAUGUUUUAUUAAUCAUAUAUAUAUAUUAACUUGGUCAUACCUUGACAGUUCCCAGUACUUAAACAUUUAAGUUUACACAUAUCUUGGUACAAUUUGGUAUCAUAGGUGCCUUUAGAAAUGUUUUUGUUAUUAUGAAGAUUCUUCAUUAAUGUAUUCUAUAGGAUAACUUCCACUUUUUUGUCUUACUUCAAUUAUAUUCAGUGUUUUAGUAAUGGAUUUAUAACAAUGUCAAUUUCUUCUUGAUUUAAUGUGCGUAUCAUAAAAUAACAAAAAAGACAAAAAAAAAAAGUCAUGUGAAGUCAUGAUGUACAGGUCAAGGUAUAUUAUUGGUUUUGCUGUUCACCUCAACCAGUGCUCGAAAUUAAUGCUGGACAGUCUGCCCAGGUUUGACAACUUUCAGAACGAGCCGUGAAGCUUUCCCACCCUGCAGACAUGCAGUCCAGCUACUUUUCAAGAUGGCUGGACCUUCGGUUCAGCAACUAAUUUUCCUUAGAGGCAAACACUGACCCCAACAUUAGAUUGAAUGUACUCAUAUGGCUAACUUGUUAAGAUUUUUAACUUAAAAGUUAGAAUGCUCAAAGUAGAGUGUUUUGGAAAUGACUAUUUUAUCUUUUCUGAAUAUUUUAACAAUUUGUUGUAAUAUCUUUAGACCUGUCAGACAUAUCUGCUCUGGAGCUAGUAUUAAAUUUCAACAAAUCACAUUUUAUUAGGUAGACGCACGUUUCCUCCCAAUGUGCUCAAAAUUAGUACCCCAGAAAUAUCUCAAACCAUGUUGCCUCACUGUAAAGCUCUGAUAUUCAGAGCAUUUUUUAAAAAUAAUGUUGCCUUACUGUAAAGCUCUGAUAUUCAGAGUAUUUUCCUAAAUAGUGUCAACUCCUGGUAAAGUUCUGAUAUUCAGGAUUUUUUCCACUUAACAUUAUUGGAGAAGCGAAUCGGUUUACAAACUGUAGCUUUUAAAUUGUUAGAGAAUCUCUUCUUGUUGUAUCAAUGAUGUAUUCUAGUGAUAUUUCAGAAAUAAAUUUGUUACAUGUAGUUUCUGUCACAGAUUAAACCCAAUACAUUAUUCAUUUUUAGAAUGUCAAUACAAGUUUGUGGAAUUACAAGAUGCGACUUAGGAGGGCAAGUUCUAGGACUCAACUUAGAAGCAAUGUUUCUUGUAACAAUGUAGCAAUAAUACCAUUUCACAUCAGUGCACUUUAGGAUUUGAAUUCUAAUUGUUUUAACCAGGUGUUAGUUUGCUACAGACAAUACUGGUACUGACAUUCUUAAAAGAGGAGAUUAGUCUUGCGUACAGUACAUUACCCCUUAACAUUCAAAUUGUCUCUCAUUCUGUACCAUCUUUUGCUUUAAAUCGUCACGUUU